ACUCCACCAAAAGUGGCGUACCACUGUGACAUAGUUCGCCGGAGUCAUCCUAUCUGCAGUGAGAUUGUCGAACAAUGAACACUGACGCUGGAGAGCGUCCUUCUCGUCGUUCUCUUCUUUCAUGGCGUCUGUCUGCGUCGAACGAUCCCUACGUUUUCUUCUGAAUCCCCUUCGCUAUGGCCUCCUCGGAGGCAGGUAUCCGUUAUCUCCUGUCCGUCGCUUCCUUUUCUUUCCCUUUACUUGGUUUUCAACUUCAGAAUUUGCCCAUAAUGGCUCGAAACCAUCUGCAAAAAUCGCAGAGCAAUUUGUACUUGGGCAACUCUCUGAAUUGCUCCCAAUAGAUCCUGGAAUUUCGAGGCCAGGCGAAAUUUCCGCGAAAUUGGUGGGAACAGCUCGUGUCGAGUCUGCCUUGGCGGCUACCGGAGUGGAAGUGACGGAGAAAAUAGUGAAGGAGGUCGUUAAUAAGGGUAACUUGAGUGGGCAAGCGAUGGUUUUGUUCUUCCGGUGGGCCGUGAAGCAACCUCCCUUUCCGAAAGAUUUGAGGAGUUACAACAUUGUUCUCAAGGCACUGGGAAGAAAAGGGUUCCUGAAUCAGAUGGAAGAGUUGACUGAUGAAUUGAAGAAAAAUGGGCUUUGCCCUGGUUCGGAAACGUUGUCAAUCGUGAUUGAUAGCUACGUUAGGGCACGCCGAGUGUCGAAGGCGGUCCAAUUCAUUGAAUGUUUAGAGGAAUUUGGGUUGAGCUGCGAUUGUCAACAUUUUAAUAUUCUUUUAGAGUGUUUGUGCCUGAGGUCUCAUGCUAGAAUGGCAGAUUCACUUGUUAGAGCUAUGCAGGGGAAGGUAUCAUGUGAUAAGAUCACAUACAAUAUACUGAUUGCUGGUUGGGCAAGACUAGGGAGAGUGAAGGAAAUAGAAAGGAGUUGGAAUGAAAUGGUGAACAAUGGAUUUAAACCUGAACCAUCGACGUUCAGCUACCUUAUAGAAGGGUUGGGUAGAUCAGGAAGAGUUCAGGAGUCCGUUGAUGUCUUUCACUCGAUGGAGGAUAAAGGGUGCAAUAAGACCACUUUGAAUUACAAUGCACUUAUUUAUAAUUUUGCAGCAGUAGGGGCUUUGGAUGAGUGCCUGAAAUACUACCAUGAGAUGUUGCAAAAAGACUGUUGCCCACCCAAUGAAGACACUUAUGCAAAAUUGAUUUCCUCCUUCCUGAAAGCCAGGAGGGUGGCUGAUGCAAUUGAACUGUUUGACGCUAUGCUGGGUCGGGGUAUUGCUCCAAGUACUGGAACGGUGACAUCAUUUAUGGAGCCACUCUGUAGUUUUGGCCCUCCUCAUGCUGCUCUUCUCAUUUACGAUAAGUCAAAGGGCGCUGGAUGUGAAAUUUCAAUAAAAACUUAUAAGCUGCUACUCAGGAGGUUAGCUAGGUUUGGGAAAUGUGGGAUAAUGAUGAGAAUCUGGGAGGAGAUGAUAGAAUCAGGAAAGUCUUCAGAUGUUGAGGUGUAUGAGUACCUUGUAAAUGGGUUUUGCAAUAUUGGGCAGCUAGAAAAUGCUGUACAUGUCAUGGAGGAGUCACUAAGUAAAGGGUUUUGUCCAAAUAAGGUGAUUUAUAGCAAGCUAAAUAACAAGCUACUGAAUGCUUGUAAGGUAGAGAUUGCAUACAGGCUUUUCUUGAAAAUGAAGCGUGCUCGCAGUUUUGAAAAUGCUAGAAAGUUUUGGCGCUCAAAUGGUUGGCAUUUCUGAGGCUGAGUUUCUUCCAGUGGCUCUUGCCGCAGUGGGUUACAGAACUAUCUCUUCCACCAGAUUGGCCGUAGUAAAUUCAAGAUAACAUACGGUUCAACUCUGGAUGCUCUUUCAUAACAAUUGAGAGAAUUUGGGAUCAUUGUUAAAAGGUAUCAAAUCUUAAUUUUGAGGAAUUGUUGAUGCCUCAAUUCACUGAGCAUGGUUUCAAGAGGACAGCUUACCUGUUGUGUAUGGUAACAAGUAAGAACAUAUUGAAGUUGAAACAGGCUUCAGUUGGAUGAAGUUGAAACAGGCUUCAGUUGGAUAUCAAAGGCUUCAUUACUCGCAAAUAUCACACUCAUGGAAAACUUUUUUGUGAUUCAGUUUAGAUUUUUAUGAUGAAAAAGAUUUUGGACAUUUGCCUGUAUAUUUAAUAAUUGAACGGAAGACUCUGGUCAUGGAACUUUUGCCCCUGCAGAACAUGAGAAAGGUGCCUAAGGACAAGUGGAGACAUUGUGACCAUGUUUUUUUGAAUUGACCACAACUUUUACGAAGCUUUUUUUUCUUUAUAACCUGCUUCCUUUAAGUUAAAUUUGAAAUAAAGAAUAUAAUUGAUUUUGCUGA
This is a messenger RNA of Nymphaea colorata (pocket water lily), 2335 nucleotides long. RefSeq names its product putative pentatricopeptide repeat-containing protein At5g43820. Gene Ontology annotation, molecular function: protein binding. Bases 122 to 1732 code for a protein of 536 amino acids. NCBI's taxonomy places the organism in Eukaryota, Viridiplantae, Streptophyta, Magnoliopsida, Nymphaeales, Nymphaeaceae. The record is from RefSeq and is a predicted model, not a curated record. The transcript has 2 exons.